AUGCCUCUACGCGCCAAGGUGACGAACCCUGCCUUCCGCGCAGCUGCUUCGAUGUCUACCUCUCCUGACAUCCCCAAAGAACUUCCCGGUGAUGAGCCUGACGAUGUUUUGUUCAACUCCAUCUACGGUCUCCGAAGCAUUGAGCUCAACCGCCCUAAGAAGCUCAACUCCCUCAAUGGCUCGAUGGCUCGCAAGAUUUUCCCUCGAUUGAAGGAAUGGGAAAAGUCUCACCUCGCAAACGUUAUCCUCAUCUCGGGAGCUGGAAACAAGGCGCUCUGCGCUGGAGGUGAUGUGGCCGCUCUGGCCUUGCAGAACGAGCAGGGAGCAGAGGGACAACGUGAAUCUACGGACUUCUUUGGACUCGAAUAUCGUCUAGACCACACGAUCGCUACAUACUCGAAACCUGUUAUCUCUUUCAUGGACGGAAUUACAAUGGGUGGUGGUGUCGGCCUCAGCAUGCACGCUCCUUUCCGUAUUGCGACUGAGAAGACUGUUUUCGCCAUGCCUGAGACUACGAUUGGUUUCUUCCCCGAUGUCGGUGGCUCGUUCUUCCUCCCGCGACUGGACGGCGAGACCGGUACCUACCUCGCCCUGACUUCGGAGCGCCUGAACGGCGUGCAAGCUCUGUACUCUGGUAUCGCUACCCACUUCCUGCACUCCAGCGUUCUCAGCAACAUGACCCAGCGUCUUUCGGAGCUGGUCUUCCCCGAUCACGUUGGCCUGCCCGAGCGGUUGAACAUUGUCAACAAGACCAUGGCCGAGUUCUCUCUUGGACUUCCCUCUCUUCAAGAGGAGCCCAUUCUCCUGGCCGGUCCCCUGCGCUCUGCCAUUGACCGCUGCUUCAAGUUCAACACCGUCGAGGAAAUCAUCCAAGCCUUGGAGAGCGAGACCGAGCAGAAAGAGUGGGCCCAGAAGACCCUUGAAACCCUGUCUAGCCGCUCCCCAACUUCUCUCAAGGUGACCCUCCGCCAGAUGCGCCUUGGCAAGAAGUGGAGCAUCACCGAGACCUUCCAACGCGAAUAUGAGGUUGCUGCCAAUUUCAUGCGCCACCCUGAUUUCGUUGAAGGUGUUAAGGCCCGUUUGAUGUCCAAGCCCCCUCGCCAGGCCACCUGGCAACCGGCUACUCUGGCCGAAGUUUCCAACGAGACCGUUGAUAAGUUCUUCACCAUUCCCGAAGGGGAGAGCCGUCUGACCCUUUUGAGCGAGGGUGACUACAACCGCUACCCGCACGAACGGUUUGGCCUGCCUUCCGAGGCCGAGAUCGAGAAGUUUGUCCGUAGCAAUGGCCAGGGCCAGAACCAGGUUAUUCAGGAGUUUGAUAGUCGAUGGAACCAGAAGGAUGGUGUGCGUGAGAAGGUCUCUGAAGUUUUGGCCCGGCGGACAAAGAGCACUCCUCAAGGUCUGGAGUGGAUUGAGUAA
Messenger RNA from Penicillium daleae, 1419 nucleotides. Its product is annotated as mitochondrial 37S ribosomal protein mS47. Gene Ontology annotation, cellular component: mitochondrion. NCBI's taxonomy places the organism in Eukaryota, Fungi, Ascomycota, Eurotiomycetes, Eurotiales, Aspergillaceae. The record is from RefSeq and is a predicted model, not a curated record. Gene Ontology annotation, molecular function: 3-hydroxyisobutyryl-CoA hydrolase activity. Gene Ontology annotation, biological process: L-valine catabolic process. The coding region runs from base 1 to 1419 and encodes 472 amino acids. The transcript has 3 exons.